AUGUUCCAUGAUGUAUCUGACAAAAAAUAUUCAGAGUGUUUAUCAUCGUCAAUACAAGUUUUAAAAGAUCAUUUGAAAGAAAUCGAAAAUAUUAAGUUUGAAUAUUAUGAAUAUGAAUUUAAAGUUUGUAAAGACAGAAUUUCUAAUUAUCUGGAUCAUAAUGAUGUUUGUUAUAAUGAGUUUGAUAAAUUACUCAGGAAUCUAACAAUUUUUAUUAAAGAAGAAUAUUAUUAUGAAGAUUCUUUAAUGAUUGAUUCUUAUUCCAUAUAUUUAAAUAAUAAUGAGAAAGACAAAAUAUCACAGAAUCGAUUUGUAGAGAAACAAAUUGAUUAUGAUAUGAAAUCAAUAACUCAGAUGCAUAAAGAUUUACAGAAAGAAAUAACCAAAGAAUAUUCAAUUCUAUCACAAAAAGAUUUUAUGAAAUGGACAGAACAAGAAUCUGAACAGGCAACUCUUUAUCAUUUAGUUCUUGAAGAGUUGAAAAAAGCAAUUAAAAGUUGUGAAUAUAAUGAAAAAUUAUGCAAUCGUUUUUGUAAAACGAAUGUUAACAUUAUAUUAAUAUCAUCUCAAACAUCGUAUAUUAAAUUUCUAAAGAAUUUUUCAAAUAUAAAGAAUCCAAACAUUGAAGACAAUUCAAGAUUAAUAUAUACAGACUAUUUUUCACAAAAGUUUGAUUAUGUUUAUACAUUUGAAAGUUUUAUAUAUCUUCAUUGUUAUGAUGGAUAA
This is a messenger RNA of Cetraspora pellucida, 726 nucleotides long. The record is from the annotation of a GenBank genome assembly. Lineage: Eukaryota; Fungi; Glomeromycota; Glomeromycetes; Diversisporales; Gigasporaceae.